GAAUUAUUAAAAAAAUAGAAGAAAUUAAUUAAAAAGACUCUUCAAAAUCCUGUAAACAAAUUCUAUUAAAAACAUAAAUAUUAAGAGGAUAAUAGUCAGAUCUCAAAAAGUAACAAAAAUAAUAUUUUAUUUUAAGAAAGCAAAUAUUAAAUGGGUAAUACAUGCUGUUGUACCAACUAAGCAUAAGAUUAGUAGAAUUAAAUAGAAGGAAUAACUUAACGCAAGCCUGAGCUUCCUGAAAAUGCAUUUGAUGAUGACUAAGAAUAAAAUACUACAACUAAAAUAGGAAAAACUACUAAAGUAAAUGCAGCUCCUCAUAAUGAUGAUUAAACAAAUGCAAAUUCAUUAUAGAAUGAUAGAAAAGACUCAAGUAGAAGCAUAACUAAAGAUGUUUAUGAUGAUAAUUCAAAAAAUGCAGUGACUUAUUCUCAUAAUAUAGAUCCUGGUUAAUAAUUUCAUCUUCCUCUUCCAGAUAUUGCAAAGCCUAUAACUGUUAUACCCGAAUUUCUUAAUGAAAAUGCAAAAAAUACUCUUCUUUCUUAAGGAGACUUUUUAUAUGAUGAAGAUGCUCCUGAUGAUAAGCAAUUACCACAUGCAGGUCCAUAUGAAUUUGAAAACGGAUCAGUUUAUAUUGGGUAAUGGAAAAAUGGCAAUAGACAUGGUCGUGGAAAAUAAUAUUGGAAUGAUGGAAGCCUUUAUGAAGGAUACUGGAGAAAUAAUAUGGCAGAAGGAAAAGGUAGAUUAGUCCACUCUGAUGGUGACAUAUAUAUUGGUAGAUGGCACAAAGAUAAGGCUAAUGGAAUGGGAGUAUAUCUACACAUAGAUGGAGCUAAAUACGAAGGUGAGUGGAUUGAUGAUAAGCAAAAUGGUAUGGGUACAGAAUCUUGGCCAGAUGGAGCAGUGUACAAAGGAUAAUAUGUAGAUGGAAAAAAAGAAGGAUAUGGAAAGUUUAUGUGGGCUGAUGGCUCAGUAUAUGAAGGAUAAUUUAUAAAAAAUAAUAUACAUGGCAAAGGUACCUAUAGCUGGCCUGAUGGAAGAUAGUAUAUUGGUGAUUGGGUAGAUAACAGAAUGGAAGGAAAGGGAGUAUUUACUUGGAGUGAUGGAAGAAAGUAUGAAGGAGAAUAUUUGGAUGAUAAAAAGCAUGGAUAUGGUGUUUUUGAAUGGCCAGAUGGAAGAGUGUAUAAGGGAUAUUGGGAAAAUGGUAAAUAACAUGGUGUUGGUUAUUUUACAGGACCUAAUGCUAUAGAGAAAAAGGGUGAGUGGAAGAAUGGCAAAAGAGAAAGAUGGAUCUCUGAAGAUGAUGAAAAUAAAGAAAAACAAAAAUGA
Molecule: messenger RNA, 1326 nt
Organism: Tetrahymena thermophila SB210
Lineage: Eukaryota; Ciliophora; Oligohymenophorea; Hymenostomatida; Tetrahymenidae
Product: MORN repeat protein
Exons: 5
Cellular component (GO): cytosol
Source: RefSeq, a predicted model, not a curated record